AUGGAAACCCCAAAAAUCCUCUUGAACGUAAGUGGUAACUGUCAAAAUGUUCCUGCUUACUCCAAUGGAAUAUGGAAUGUAGCCCAUGGAGAAACUAUUCUCCAACAUUCAUUGGUUCGUUUCCAUGUUCAAUUACUUGCCAUGUUUCUCCUCUCCAGCUCCUUUCACCUUUUGCUCCGUCGAUUCCAUUUAUCACGUUUUACCUCAGAAAUCCUGACAGGUAUAGUAUUGGGACCAGCUAUAAUGGGAAAAUACUUUAACAAUGCAUCAAGCAAAUUAUUCCCACCCUAUGAGGAGAUCAUUAUUUCAUUAUCAAAGUUUGGUUACGUGCUGUUCGCGUUCCUUGCUGGUGUAAGAAUGGACCCAACCUUGAUUGGGAAAACAGGAAGAACAGCCUUCAUUUUGGGGUUUAUGUCGUCCGUCACUGCUUUCAUUAUCAUAGAGUCUACUGGGUUCCUAUUUCCUAAAGGAUUGAAGACUGGUGGAUCGAAAAACGCAAAGGUGAUGUUUGCAAGAAUAUAUAUGGCUUGUAUGAUCCAGACCCAAUUUGUUGGAGUCAGUUUCAUUUUAAUGCAGCUGAAGAUGAUAAACUCACAGCUUGGACACAUUGCUCUGGCAUCGUCUUUGGUCAAUGAAUUGUUAAGGCUGGCAUUUGGAUUUAUGUCCGGCUUCCUUUUUACCUUUAAUGUUUCCGAACGGGCUGGAGUUCAGACCAUUAUUUUUUCCCUUAUAUUCGUCGUGUUAAUUCUAACCCUAAUGAAGCGACUCAUGUUCGUAGUUGUUAGAAUAACACCAGAAGGUCAGCCUGUGAAGGAAAUCUAUGCUACUGUUACUGUGGCAACGGUAUUUUUAAUUUCGACAUGGGGUGACAGCAUAGGGCUAAAUUACCUGGCCGGCCCUUUGAUACUCGGCUUAGUGCUGCCUGCAAGGUCUCCAUUAGCUGAAAUCCUGAUAGCUAAGUUCGAUACAAUUGUUUCCGGAUUUCUUCUACCACUCAUGGCAAUGCUUUAUGCAUCAAAAGUCAAUCUGUGGCAAAUUAUGAAAGAGUUUGACAGUCUUCUCAUUUUUAAAAUUUCGUUGAUUGGAUUCACAAUGAAGGUGGUAGCAACUUUUUUUCUAGCGAAGUUUUGCAAGAUACCUACAAGACACGCUGUUGCCCUCGCUUUGAUUUUGAACGCCAAAGGGAUCAAUGAACUAGGAACGUUGGGCAGCUACAGCACUUUUCGGGAUAUUCACUCAACCAGUGGGAUUUUCUUGAUAUUUUUGCUCCAAGCGCUUCAGCCACUAGUCAAAAUGCUCUACCAUCCUGCAGAGCAUUACCUGAGCUACAAGAAAAUGAGUGUUGAACAUGCUUCAGGAGAUGCAGAGCUCAAGAUACUGACCUGUGCAUAUAGACAGGAAGAUGCCGUUGCAGCAAUCAAGCUACUAGAAUAUUCAAAUCCUACACAAGAAAGUCCUUUGUCCAUUCAUGGACUCUGCCUAGAGGAACUUGUUAGCAGCUUUACACCUCUUUUAAUAAACCAUCAAUUAGGCCAGAAGAACUCUUCUUCCAAAGGAUCUCGCUCGCAACCCAUCGUUGAUAUCUUCAGGUACUUGAAGUCAGAACACAAGAAGUCAGUUCAAGUGCAAGUAUUCACUGCAAUAUCACCGCUUAAACAGAUGCACGAGGACAUUUGUUGGCUAUCAUUCAACAAGUCCUGUUCCCUGAUAGUGCUCCCAUUUCAUAAGAAAUGGAACAGCAAAGGCAAAAUGGUUUCAAACAACAAUGAUUUGAGGAAUUUGAACAUUAAAGUAUUGGAAUUGGCCCCUUGUUCUGUAGGAAUUCUUAUCGAUCGCAGUAGAGCACAUGGCUUAUCUUCUAUUUUUAUCACAUCAGCGACAUAUAGAGUGGCAACAAUAUUUGUUGGAGGCCCAGAUGACAGGGAGGCACUGGCGUAUGCCUUAAGGAUGGCAAGAUGCCCCAAAGUCCAUCUAACAGUCGUGCGUUUCAUCGGGCAUGAUGAUCACGCCCAUCAAAGGUGGCAGUUUAUGAUAGAUGAAGACCUUCUGAGAAGGCUGAGAACUGAAAUGUCAGGGGGUAGUAAUAUAAAUUACAUUGAGAAGACGGUGAGAGAUGGAUCUGAUACAUCUUCCACAAUUAAAUCAAUAGUUGGAGAUCUUGAUCUUAUAAUGGUAGGACGCAGCAGCCAUGGAACUGAGUCUGAAGCUUUAUCAGGCCUAUCAGAAUGGACUGAUUUGCCAGAGCUUGGGCCGAUAGGGGACCUGCUAGCUUCGGAAGAUACCACUUGUCCAGUUUCAGUGUUGGUGGUUCAACAACAAAUAAGAAAAGAGAGUCCUAAGAUUGCUUGGAAAUUCUGGUAG
Populus nigra (black poplar) is the source of this 2361-nucleotide messenger RNA. RefSeq names its product cation/H(+) antiporter 4-like. Gene Ontology annotation, biological process: regulation of pH; proton transmembrane transport. Gene Ontology annotation, molecular function: antiporter activity. The transcript has 3 exons. Gene Ontology annotation, cellular component: membrane; endomembrane system. The coding region runs from base 1 to 2361 and encodes 786 amino acids. NCBI's taxonomy places the organism in Eukaryota, Viridiplantae, Streptophyta, Magnoliopsida, Malpighiales, Salicaceae. The record is from RefSeq and is a predicted model, not a curated record.